Molecule: messenger RNA, 216 nt
Organism: Pediculus humanus corporis (human body louse)
Lineage: Eukaryota; Metazoa; Arthropoda; Insecta; Psocodea; Pediculidae
Product: TFIIH basal transcription factor complex TTD-A subunit, putative
Exons: 2
Coding region: 1-216 (71 amino acids)
Biological process (GO): transcription by RNA polymerase II; transcription initiation at RNA polymerase II promoter; nucleotide-excision repair
Cellular component (GO): transcription factor TFIIH core complex; transcription factor TFIIH holo complex
Source: RefSeq, a predicted model, not a curated record
AUGGUGCAUGUAAUGAAAGGUGUCUUGGUAGAAUGUGACCAAGCAAUGAAACAAUUUCUUUUACAUUUGGAUGAAACACUAGCAUUGGGAAAAAAAUUUAUAAUUCAGGAUUUAGAUGAUACUCAUUUGUUUAUUUCAUCCGAUAUAUUAUAUAUACUACAAACAAAAGUUGAUGAUUUAAUUGAUCAAAUUAGUGCUCCGGUAACUGAAAAAUAA